AUGAAACUGUGGCUUUUUGCCUGCCUGGUUGCCUGCUUUGUUGGGGCCUGGAUGCCGGAAACUCAUGCCCAAGGUGCCUUUGAAGACUGCUGCCUGGGUUACCAACCCAGGAUCAGAUGGAAUAUUCUCCGGCAUGCUAGGAGUUAUCACCGGCAGGAAGUGAGUGGAAGCUGCAACUUACGUGCUGUCAUAUUCUACUUCCGACAGAAAGUAGUGUGUGGGAAUCCAGAGGACAUGGAUGUGAAAAGGGCAAUGAGGGCUUUGUCAUCUAGGAAAAAGCCAGUCCACAGUCACCGGAAGAGCAUCUCAGACUCUCAGACUGAUAGGAAGAAGUCAAACCAUAUGAAGUCUAAGGUGGAGAACCCCAACAGAACAAGCAUAAGGAAUGCCACCCUACAUCAUUCUAGGAUGAUGUCCAGAAAGACCGACAAUUAAAUUAAUGACUCAGAGUAAGCACCAGCUGGAGGAUGGGAGGAGUCCCCUGAAGUGCUGUCUUCUAGGCAUGACAAUGAACUCAUUGAAGCUACAGUUUCCUGUACAAGA
Grammomys surdaster is the source of this 543-nucleotide messenger RNA. It is a transcript of the gene Ccl25, whose product is annotated as C-C motif chemokine ligand 25. Bases 1 to 435 code for a protein of 144 amino acids. Gene Ontology annotation, cellular component: extracellular region. The transcript has 5 exons. Lineage: Eukaryota; Metazoa; Chordata; Mammalia; Rodentia; Muridae. The record is from RefSeq and is a predicted model, not a curated record. Gene Ontology annotation, biological process: immune response. Gene Ontology annotation, molecular function: chemokine activity.